UUAUAUUUACAAGGAAAAAAGGCUGGACGUUUGUAUACACGCCAUAUUAAAAUAUGUAAGAGACAAAUCGUUUGACAAUAUUAUUAUGGCGUGUAAGGGGAAGAUUACGUCGAAAAUUAGUAAUUUAAGACGUAGUCAUAAGGACAGUGAGAAACUGGACCUUGGUACUGUACUGAUUGGGGACAAAGGUGGAUACGAGAUCUAUAAAAAAUCAAAUCAGAUAUUUACUGUUUACGAAAAUAAAAAGUCAUGCUCAUGCAAUAUGUACUGUAGCAAAUGUGAAAUGUGGAUGCAUGCAUAUUGCUGUACAUGCACUGAUUAUAGUAUUCAGUGGAAUAUGUGCAAACAUGUACAUUUAGUACAGAGGUAUAGGAAGGAACAUCCAGAGUCAGUUCCAAAAUCAGAGGAAAUUUGUUCGGACAAUGACAGUGACGAAGACUGCGACCGAGGUGACAUAACGUCUACUAUAGUUCAUUGUGUCAGCAAGAAGGUGGAGGACACAUCAAGAUUGGAGCACGCUAAACAAUUGUUAAUAAACAAAUUAACAGUAGCCGUGCAAAAUAUUAGUAGUGCGGAAGAAUUCCGCCAAGCAUCGGUUUUAUGUGAAGAGGAACUACUUAAGCACUUAAACUCCAUUCACUCUGCACUCUCAACGUCUUCUGCACCAACAACAUCUUCUGCUCCAUCAACGUCUUCUACACCCUCAAUGUCUUCUGCACUCUCAACGUCCUUUGCACCAUCAACCUCCUCAUUUAUUUCAACGCACAAUAAAAAAAUUAAUCCCCAAAGGAGGUUGUUCUCCACAAAAAAAUACAAAAAUAAGCAAAAAAGAAGACAGAAAAUAUUGAUAUUUUGUCUUUUUAAAUGUUAUGCAAUCCAAAUCAAUUUAGUUUAGAA
This is a messenger RNA of Nicrophorus vespilloides, 897 nucleotides long. Its product is annotated as protein PRY2-like. The record is from RefSeq and is a predicted model, not a curated record. The transcript has 3 exons. Bases 86 to 895 code for a protein of 269 amino acids. NCBI's taxonomy places the organism in Eukaryota, Metazoa, Arthropoda, Insecta, Coleoptera, Silphidae.